AAGGACACCUCAAAGCAACGACACCACCUCUGCUGCAUCACUACUCCUCGACCCAUGCGCGCCACCAUGGAGGACGUCCAAAUCACCCGCUCUCACUCCAGGUCCCCCCUUCCAGAGGCUGGACACGAUCCUCAAGAUCCUCUCCGCCCUGAAAUUGAAGAAGAGAACUCUACGCCAACCCCGCCAUUCCUGAAUCCGACCCAAGACAUGGAGACCGCAGGAAACGGGCCCGAAACGCCAGAUGAAGACGAUCCGGACGUCCAGGCCGACCCUGAUCUCUCCGACAACGAUUCCGAUCUAUCGGAUGUCGACGAGGCGCAAUUCGACGACUUCGACCCUGCCAACAUUGCUAUCGAGGGGCCCGCCGUUCUCGAUGAGACCAACUUGAAUCUGAUCGGUGUGCACAAGCGCAAGCGGACUGAGGGAGAGGCUGAUGGAGACGCGAAGAAAAAGAAGAAGCGUGAUAAUCGCCGGGAGAAGCCAAGGAAGUCACGAAAGGGUCGUAGUGGCGACGAUGAAGCUGCAAGUGGAGGCGAGGAUGAGAGCAGGCGGCGAAAGCGAAAGGACGGAGGCGGUGGGAGAGCUAGGGCUGCGACUCCACCAGAAGAGAACGAGGAGAAUCUGUCUCCUGAAGAACGACGAAGACGCGCUCUUGACAGGGCUAUGGACGAAGCUCUUAAGAAGGGUGGUACUGGCCGCCGCCGCAAGAAGGAUGGCAUUGACCUGGAACAAAUGGCCGAUGCUGAAAUCGAAGACAUGCGACGGCGCAUGACAGACGCUGCGAAGUGGGACAACGAGGGUCGGGAUCGUGGCCAGCCUGCGAUGCACAAACUCAAGCUUCUCCCCGAGGUCGUGGCACUACUCAACAAGAACACGCUCAAAGAGUCCUUGGUGGAUCCGGAUAUCAACCUGCUGCAAGCUGUCCGAUUCUUCCUGGAGCCCCUCAACGACGGCAGUCUCCCGGCGUACAACAUCCAGCGCGAGCUCUUCGCCGCUCUUAGCAAACUGCCAAUCACGAAGGAUAGCCUCGUGGCUAGCGGUAUUGGCAAGGUCAUCAUGUUCUACACAAAGAGCAAGCGCCCAGAGCUCGUUAUUAAGCGGCAAGCGGAGCGUCUAUUCAACGACUGGACUCGUCCGAUCUUGAAGCAGAGCGAUGACUACCGCAAGAAGGAGUUCCAGCAAGCCGCUUUCGAUGAUUCUAUGAAGCUUCCCGUACGCUCCGCGAACCCAGCAAACUCCCAGGCUGUUGCCCAGGCCGCGGCUCGCAAGAAGGCGCUCGAGACACCGAAAGUCUGGAACCGAGCUAGGAUGGAAAGCGGCCCUACCACCUACACCAUCGUCCCGAAGAGCAACGUCCAGGUUCCAGAAGGCACGGUCAAACGUGCUCCGGGCGCGGCAGGAGACGAAGCCUUCAGGCGUAUGCGUGCCAAGCAGCUGGGAAAGACUGGUCGCGGCGGAAGGUAGUCAAGCUUUUGCUUUUCUGAGCGGGUUAGCGUUAGUCUAGUGACGGGGUUCCCGUCACAUUUCCUGCAUUGGCGGCGUUAAAAUUGAAUAUCUUCGUAGGUACCAGAUGAGAGGUUAACAGGAAUAUAUUUCUCUAUCAAGAAGAUCCUUCGCAACUAAUGACGGAAAACAUGCUUUAUCUUACCAAAAGUAUCCAGUUGUGGACUCUCGUAGAUCGCUACUCAGGGUGUUCCCACAAGCAUUCAAAGAACCCGAAUUGUUUUGGUUUGGAUGGCCUGUAACCUCGAAAGGCUACCUCAGACAGCGUAAUCUCCUGUUAAUCAGAACUCAC
This is a messenger RNA of Mytilinidion resinicola, 1795 nucleotides long. RefSeq lists its product as uncharacterized. NCBI's taxonomy places the organism in Eukaryota, Fungi, Ascomycota, Dothideomycetes, Mytilinidiales, Mytilinidiaceae. The transcript has 3 exons. Gene Ontology annotation, cellular component: nucleus. The record is from RefSeq and is a predicted model, not a curated record. The coding region runs from base 55 to 1464 and encodes 469 amino acids. Gene Ontology annotation, biological process: poly(A)+ mRNA export from nucleus.